CCUCAGCCUUCCUUCCGACCUCCGACUUCUCUCUCUCUCUCUUUCGAUCGCUUCUCACCACUCCUGCACCUUCUGCGCCUAUCCAUCAUGGCUUACAACAAAGGAUGGAACCCCGAUCGACUCCCCGCUCACGCUGAGCCUGAACAGGCCGCAGCCCUGCUCUCCCAAUCCCAACCCGCCAACCCGCCCCUCUCCCGCCCUCCCCGCACCUCCUCGUCCCGCCCCGACUACAACAAACCCCCACCGCCAGCCCCUCAUGGCUACGGCCGCGCCGGCGGCAGCUCCAGCAGCUACGACACGCGCCCUCCCCCAGGCGCCUACAACGACCCUCGCUACGAUCCCCGCGGGCCCCAUUCCCCUCGUUACGAUACCGCGCCGCAUUCCCAACGGCAGGGCUACGGCUCCCCACCACCGCAGAACUACGGCCACGGUCCUCCCCCGCCGCCAGGUGCACAUGGUCGACCGCCUGCGCAGAAUCGACCUCCGCCGACGCCGGCGCCGCCCAGGGAUGCGAACGAUAGGGAGGCGUUGUGGAAGCUGUUUGGGGCGGUGGACAAGGACCGGAGCGGGAGUUUGACGGAGGCGGAGCUGAGGACGGCGCUGGUGAAUGGGGAUUGGAGUCCUUUUGAUCCGCAUACUGUGAGGAUGAUGAUUAGGAUGUUUGAUACGGAUCGAUCGGGAUCCAUCAACUUUGACGAAUUUUGCGGCCUCUGGUCCUUCCUCUCCGCCUGGCGCGGCCUCUUCGACCGCUUCGACGUCGACCGGUCCGGCAGCAUCUCGUACGCCGAGUUCAGCGAGGCGCUCGUCGCCUUUGGGUACCGCCUGAGCCCGCAGUUUGUCACGCUGCUGUACCGGACGUACGACCGCCGGGGCGAGAAUGCCAUGAGUUUUGACUUGUUCGUGCAGGCGUGUAUCAGCCUCAAGCGCAUGACGGAUGUGUUCAAGAAGUAUGAUGAUGAUCGCGAUGGGUAUAUUACGUUGAGCUUUGAGGAGUUUCUCACAGGUGCGCAAUCACUCUUCCUCUUUAACUCAAUAUCGGCCAACACUGAUACCGGCCUGUACUAGAAAUCAUCCGCCAGCGCUGAUGCGAUCAUCGCCCUUGAUCUAUUAGCCUCACCAUGCCGUCCCAAGGUUCAAAAGGUUGGACAAUACCGGUGUUGAUAAUGGUCUGGGUGAAUAGUUGGAUGGAUAUGUGCUUACUUCAUCCAAAGGCUCCUUUCACAGGUAGACAGGUGUAUGAGCUCGACUAGCUAGCCUGGUGAUGGCGAUGCAUGGAUGUUGG
Molecule: messenger RNA, 1282 nt
Organism: Westerdykella ornata
Lineage: Eukaryota; Fungi; Ascomycota; Dothideomycetes; Pleosporales; Sporormiaceae
Product: EF-hand
Exons: 6
Coding region: 88-1065 (325 amino acids)
Molecular function (GO): calcium ion binding
Source: RefSeq, a predicted model, not a curated record